UGUGGACUGUGGUCUGUGGAAUCCGAGGUGGAAUCCAAUAAUAACUAAUAAUUAAUGACCUUACAAAUAUUAUAAAAGUGUAUCAAAGUCUCUAACAGUGUAAACUACUGUCAAACGUUACCGAGUACCGUGUACGUUACAAAUAUUUCGAGCCGAGUCGUUUCUUGAUAAUAUCCGCAAUUAUAAAACAAUCGACUAAAACCACUUGUCAUUAAUAUUUAAUAGGCAUUAGGCGAUAACCCAGGACGAACUCUGUUCGACAUUCGGCAUUCUAAUCCCGCAGAUAUUAAAAUACUAUUAUAUUACGUAAUGUUAUUAUGUUAAUAUCAUCGGACAAUCUACUUUCUCUUUAAGACCAGUUCAUUAAAUGACGACAGUGUUGUUCAAAAGUACGUGGAGGCCUGUACUCCGUUGUGUAGUUAAAUAUUCGACUAAGCGUACAAGGAAAAUGCCGAGUCUAUUAACCAAAGAACAGAGAGAAGAAUUACUCCAGCCAUUAUUCUCUAAUCAAUGGUCGUUAGUGAAAGACAGAGAUGCCAUAUACAAGGAAUUUUUAUUCUCUAACUUUAUUGAAGCUUUUGGGUUCAUGACUCAAGUAGCAUUGAAAAGUGAAAAAAUGGAUCAUCACCCUGAAUGGUUUAAUGUGUACAACAAAGUGCAAGUUACAUUAUCCACACACGAUGUUAGUGGUUUGUCAUCAAACGAUGUUAAUCUUGCCACAUUUUUGGACAAAACAGAAAAAAGCAUUAAAGCAUCUUCAUAAUUUGCUAAUGUAAUUUAUAUGUAGUAAAUAUAAAUUAUAUGUAGAACAAAAUACAAAA
Metopolophium dirhodum (rose-grain aphid) is the source of this 821-nucleotide messenger RNA. RefSeq names its product pterin-4-alpha-carbinolamine dehydratase (gene Pcd). Gene Ontology annotation, molecular function: 4-alpha-hydroxytetrahydrobiopterin dehydratase activity. Gene Ontology annotation, biological process: tetrahydrobiopterin biosynthetic process. Bases 368 to 763 code for a protein of 131 amino acids. The transcript has 3 exons. Lineage: Eukaryota; Metazoa; Arthropoda; Insecta; Hemiptera; Aphididae. The record is from RefSeq and is a predicted model, not a curated record.